This is a messenger RNA of Python bivittatus (Burmese python), 4945 nucleotides long. The record is from RefSeq and is a predicted model, not a curated record. NCBI's taxonomy places the organism in Eukaryota, Metazoa, Chordata, Lepidosauria, Squamata, Pythonidae.
AUGAGCGAGCUGAAGGUUGAAUCCUGGAUGGGCCCUCAGGAGUCAAGUGUGGUGGCCACUGGUAGGAGGUGGAGGCGGCUGGGGGGGGGAAGGGGGUGGCUGCUUUCCGCGGGCGGCCCAGCAGCCCUUUGUCUGGUGCCCGGAGGAGCUCUCCAGCGCCAGCCAGCGCCCGUCUCAUCUUCUCUGUCCAGGCCAGCGUUUCUCCCAGACCCCAGCGAUGGCAGCUUGUAUGUGGUGGGGGGCAAGGACAAGGGGGGGCUGAUGAAGCUGCCUUUCACCAUUCCGGAGCUGGUGCAAUCUUCUCCUUGCCGAAGCUCUGAUGGCGUGAUCUACACAGGGAAAAAGGAAGACGCCUGGUUUCUUGUGGAUCCGGCAUCAGGGGAGAAGCAGAGCGUGCUGUCCGCAGAGGCCUGGGAUGGGCUGUGCCCCACAAGCCCCUUGCUGUUCAUCGGACGCAGCCAGUAUGUCAUCACCAUGUAUGACACCAAGUCCCGCGAGCUGCACUGGAACGCCACGUACUUGGAUUACUCCGCUCCCUUCCACGACCAGAACUAUGACUACAAAGUGGCCCAUUUUGCCUCGAGCGGAGAUGGCUGGCUGGUGACAGUGGGCAAGGAGAGCGGAGAGGUGCUCUGGAUGCAGGACUAUGGAUCGCCCGUGGUUGGUGUUUACACCUGGCACCAGGACAGUCUGCGCCGGGCACCCCACCUCAGUAUAGCCACGGAGAGCCUGCGCUACCUCAUCUUGCACUCUCAGGACAUCCACCUCAUCAACUGGAGUUUCCAGACUACCAAGGAGUUUGUCGCCAAGACCCACUUGCUGACAACCCUGUACGUGGGCAAAUAUGCUGGGGGUUUCUACGCUUUGACUUCCCUGGUGCAUGAAGGCAUGGCCCUUGUGCCUCAGGGAGUGGCUCUGGCCCAGAGCAGCGGCCCCAUCACGCGUGAGGUGACGCCCCAGAGGUCUGGCGAGUGCAAGGUCACACCCAGCACAGGCAUCCGGUACCCGCCGGGCAGCAUCCCCCUUCCCCACAGCCAGUGGCUGCUGAUAGGGCAUCACGAGCUGCCCCCGGUGGUCCACACCACCAUGCUGAGGGCCCUUCCCGAGAGCCUGCGGAGGAACCCGGAGGCUGCUGCGCCGCGCAGCUCCCCUGCCCAGACCCUCCUCGAAGAUUUCCUGGCCCCUCGCGGCCUGCAGGAGCAUCUGGGUGCUGGUCGGCCCUGGGCGGAUCCCCCCGGGAAGGAGGCUCUGAUAGAAAUGGAUCCCGAGUUUGGCGGCUGGGAGCUGGUUGUGGUUGGCGUGGCCUCUGUUUGUUGGGGCGGGGGGCUCCUCUGCCUUCUGCUCUGGAGGGAAAGGACCCCGCCUGGGCGCAGCUCUGGCCAGCGGCCUCCUGCGACCUUCAGCCAUUUUCCAAGACUGACUCCUGAAGGUUCCCUGGAGCAGGACCGGGGGGCAGGCCUCCCCCCCUCCUCAGCCUUGACGGAUGGAGUGUCCCUCCAAAGCCCCCAGAUGGGAAGCCCUGGGCAAGCAGGUGUUGCCCCAGAAAUUGUUGCUGUGGGGAAGCUCUCCUUCAGGCCCCAGGACGUGCUGGGCCGUGGGGCAGGGGGCACCUUUGUGUUCCGAGGCCACUUCGAUGGGCGCGACGUGGCGGUGAAACGCUUGCUGCCGGAAAGCGUCCGCUUGGUGGAUCGUGAGGUGCGGCUGCUGCGAGAGUCGGACGAGCACCCCAACGUGGUGCGCUACUUCUGCACCGAGGCAGACCGGCAGUUCCACUACAUCGCCCUCGAGCUGUGCUCGGCCACCCUGCAGGAGUACAUGGAGAGCUGUGCCUUCCCUGGCGAGGGGCCGGAUCCGCUCUCCCUGCUGUCCCAGACCAUGUCCGGAUUGGCGCAUCUGCACUCCCUCAGCAUAGCUCAUCGUGACCUGAAGCCCAGCAACAUCCUGAUCUCGCUCCCCGACGGGCAAGGGCGGCUCCGAGCUGUCAUCUCUGACUUCGGCCUGUGCAAGAAGCUCCAGGGAGGGCAUCAAAGCUUCAGUCUCAGCUCGGGCGUUCCCGGCACUGAGGGGUGGAUCGCACCCGAGAUGCUCAGGGAGGAUGCGAAGGAGAGCCCCACCUGUGGGGUGGACAUCUUCUCCGCUGGCUGCAUCUUCUACUACGUCCUGUCCCACGGGCAGCAUCCUUUUGGGCACGGCUUCCACCGCCAGGCCAAUAUUCUGGCAGGCACCUACCAGCUGUCGUGGUUCCAGCAGGAGACUCACAGCAACGUGGUUGGGCGGGACUUGAUAGAAGCCAUGAUCAGCAGUGACCCCCGCCUGCGCCCCUCGGCCGCACAGGUCCUCCAGCACCCCUUCUUCUGGAGCCCUGAGAGGCAGCUGCAGUUCUUCCAGGACGUCAGUGACCGCCUUGAAAGGGAGCCGGCGGACGGGCCCUUGGUCAGCACGCUAGAGGCCGGGAGCCUGGCCGUGGUGCGAGGGAACUGGCAGGGGCAUCUUUCUGCCCCAUUACAGACAGAUCUCAGGAAGUUCCGGAGAUAUCAUGGCAGCUCGGUGCGUGACCUGCUGCGAGCCCUGAGGAAUAAGAAGCAUCAUUACCAUGAACUGCCCGGCAGCGUCCGGGAGGCCCUUGGCACCCUCCCCCAUGGAUUUGUCCAGUACUUCGUGGACCGCUUUCCCCGCCUGCUGCUGCACACUCACCAGGCCAUGCGUUUAUGCGCUGGCGAGAGGCUCUUUCAGAGAUACUACUGCCAGGGGGAGUGAUGCGCCUUCCAGUGGGGACAGGGUGCUCGCCGGCCCCCUGCCUUCUUGCUCCUCAGUGUCUUUGGUACACGACAGCCUGUCCCUGCUCUGGAGGGACCGAAGUCAACAUGAGCACACCGGUGUUCCAGCCCCAGCUGCUUCCUGGGCAGGGGUGUUCGUGUGGGAGCCAGAAAAUAGUUCCUGGGGGCUUCCAGGAGGCCUCAGAGAAGGGGACCAGAGGAAGAGUGGGAGGGCCGCCCUUCCCAAGAAGACGCUGUUGCCUUCCCUUGAAUUCCCACCCGAAAAGAAUAACGAGCAUCAGACGUCACCGUGGGCUCAGUUGCUCUCACGCAGGCAGUUUGCAUUGUACAGCGAGUAACUUGCUGCAUUUUGGCGAGCAGGCCCUGGUCCUCCUGUGGACAUUUCAGAGCAUCGGAUUUCUAAAGGCAGCCAGAGGUGCUCAGGCUGCGCUCUGCCAUCACCUUCUCCCCCUUAGUUCUGCGCCACAACUGCCCCGCGGCACUUUAUUCUCGGCCAAAGACAAGACGUGUAAUGAAUAUGGAAGCAGGAGCAAAUCCCCCCGGCUCAUCAGCCUUCUGGAGUGGGGGGUUAGUGGCAGAAAGCUGUAAAUUGGUUAAAAAAACCCUUACACAUAAACGAGCAUAGAGAAAGGCCACAGAAAGGCAGUAGGCAGGGUGCUUGUGCUUUGCAUCUCCCCAACCAUCAGGAAGGACCAUUUUUCACAGCAUCUUCUUUCAGCCAGAAAGGGUCCUGGCUGCUCAGCAGCAGGAGGAAUGGCGGAGCAGGAGCGCCACCUGAACCAAGGUUGAGCUGAGAAGGCGGUUUGGGGAUCGGACUUGUGAGCGUGAAACAUCACGGCUGCCUUACAAUCAUUUGCACUUACGCAGAAGUCUAAAACAGGAUUUGGUUUAGCCAUAAUUUGAUGAAAUAGACAGAAUGAGAUCAAGUUUACAUAAGAAUAGUAUUGUCAGACUGUUAUUUUUUGAUCAGGUAAUUUUAAUGGAUUGUGGGAAUGCUGCAGUCAAACUAUAGCUUGAUUUCAGGAAAACAUUUGGCAAAAUUUCUCACAACAGUCAAAUAUUGGGUGGAUCCACAGCAGGCUUGAUGGUCUUAUUGGACGAGUACUCCUCAAGGAAGGUGCCACAGGGGCCACACAGAGCAAAAUCCUUGACUCUGUUCUGAUUAUUAAUGAGUUGGACGAGAUGAGCAGAUGACCGAACUCUGGCUUCCCGAAGAGAAGAAAGAUUCGCUCCCCUACGUGUGCUGCCUGCCACGCCUGCUGAAGGCCCAGUCCUAGAAAAUAUUCAAAACGGGUUCCCACAAGCUGGCUGAAGCAGCCGUGGAACACCCUGGCGGGCUCCGAGGGUGGAUGGAACCCGCGAUGCUCGUGCUCCUUGCUGGGGGGCCACCUGGGAGCAAAGGACCUUGCAGCCGGUGUGGCUCCUGACGGGGCUCCUCAUCUUGCUGGUGGCCCAAGGGGGAGCCUCUGCCUGUCGGGGCAUCAACAUAUGACUGACCUGUGCUUGUGUUCACACACGAGGCUGGACCCAAGACAACCAGCCCUUUAUUGUGUAAUCUGUUGUGUGAAGCCCAACAAGGCUAUUAGGCAAAUUACAUUUAGGCAUACAAUUAUAAAAAUCUCCCGUGGCAAACCACGGAAGCAACAGAAGCAUGCCUAAAUGCGUAGGCAGUCUGUUUCCACGUUUAAAAGUUAGCUAAAAAUCAUACAUUAUGCCAAUCUUUUGCUGAAAAUUGGUUGCUAGAAACUCCUCACUGUAGACUGCCGUGGCUGUAGGACAAACGAGAAAGAAGCGAGGUCUGUUCUGAGUUUCCACUGUUCCUUUUGACAGAACACAUUCAACAGGGAAUGUAAAAUCCUAGAGUGAGACAAAACUCCAGAAAACUGGGACUUUGAACAUUUUCUUAGAUUGACUCAGAAGUCAGGAUGUGGUGAAAUUCAGGCUGUGAUUGGGCUGAGGCUAGGAGAACAAGAGAACCCGCCUCUCCCUGGGAGCUUUGCAAGGGUGAUUUGGGGAGGUGCAAAAAAGACAUUAGGAAGAGUUUUUAUUUAGCAUUUUAGCCCAUGCAGAAAAUAAUAUAAACCAACAUUGGUCUAUAAUGUCUGACUCUGUAUCGUUGGUAAAUUCAGACUUGACAGCAGAAUAUAAUUCCUGUGGAUUUACAGAAU